UUUGGACUGGGCUAAGAAGUACGGGCCUGUGGUGCGGGUCAAUGUCUUCCACAAAACCUCGGUCAUCGUCACGAGCCCCGAGUCGGUCAAGAAAUUCCUGAUGUCCACCAAGUACAACAAGGACUCCAAGAUGUACCACGCCAUCCAGACUGUGUUUGGUGAGAGGCUGUUUGGCCAAGGCCUGGUGUCCGAGUGUGACCACGAGCGCUGGCACAAGCAGCGGAGAGUCAUGGACCUGGCCUUCAGCCGCAGCUCCUUGGUCAGCCUGAUGGAGACAUUCAACGAGAAAGCGGAGCAGCUGGUGGAGAUCCUGGAGGCCAAGGCGGACGGGCAGACCCCGGUGUCCAUGCAGGAGAUGCUGACCUGCACCACCAUGGACAUCCUGGCCAAGGCAGCCUUUGGCAUGGAGACUGGCAUGCUGCUGGGCGCCCAGAAGCCUCUGUCCGGGAAGGUGAAGCUGAUCCUGGAGGGCAUCACUGCCUCCCGCAACACCCUAGCGAAGUUCAUGCCCGGGAAGUGGAAGCAGCUCCGGGAGAUCCGGGAGAGCGUCCGCUUUCUGCGCCAGGUGGGCAAGGACUGGGUGCAGCGCCGCCGGGAGGCCCUGAAGCGGGGCGAGGCCGUCCCUGCGGACAUCCUCACGCAGAUCCUCAAAGCCGAAGAGGGCGCCCAGGACGACGAGGUUCUGCUGGACAACUUCGUCACCUUCUUCAUUGCCGGUCACGAGACGUCCGCCAAUCACUUGGCAUUCACGGUGAUGGAGCUGUCACGCCAGCCCGAGAUCUUGGCAAGGCUGCAGGCCGAGGUGGACGAGGUCAUCGGCUCUAAGCGGCACCUGGACUACGAGGACCUGGGGAGGCUGCAGUACCUGUCCCAGGUCCUCAAAGAGUCGCUGAGGCUGUACCCGCCUGCGUGGGGCACCUUUCGCCUGCUGGAGGAGGAGACCCUGAUUGACGGGGUCAGAGUCCCGGGCAACACCCCGCUCCUGUUCAGCACCUACGUCAUGGGCCGGAUGGACACGUACUUUGAGGACCCGCUGACCUUCAACCCAGAUCGCUUCGGCCCCAAAGCACCCAAGCCGCGGUUCACCUACUUCCCCUUCUCGCUGGGCCCGCGCUCCUGCAUCGGGCAGCAGUUUGCUCAGAUGGAGGUGAAGGUGGUGAUGGCCAAGCUGCUGCAGAGGCUGGAGUUCCGGCUGGUGCCCGGGCAGCGGUUCGGGGUGCAGGAACAGGCCACACUCAAGCCACUGGACCCCGUGCUCUGCACCCUGCAGCCCCGGGGCUGGCAGCCCGCGCCCCCGCCCCCGCCCUGCUGAGGCACCUGGGGCAGAAUCGGACUCCUUGGGCAGGGGCCGCACCCACCCUCCUCUGCAACCCACUGCCACCAGCCUGCUCCCUGUCCUCUUCCUCGGGGGGCCUCCACGCCAGCUCCCAGAGGGCCUUCUCCCAACCACCUCCUGCUUCACGCCCCUCAGAGCUCCCUGUCCGCUGCUAAUCCACUGCCCUUCCUGGACCAGCCCCUGCCUAACUCCCAGCUGCCUCCCAAAUGUGCCAUCGUCCCCCCAACCCCACCCCACUCUGCACAGGCCACUCCCUCUGCCAGACACCCUAACUCUUGCUUACUCCCUAAAACCCUCCUCAGGUGUCACCUCCUCCAGGAAGCCCUCCCUGCCACCCCCGGCCGGGCCAGGGGCCCCUCCUCUGUGCUUCCUUGGUCACCUGUGCUACCUCUAACACCACACUGACCACUGUUUCGUGAGCGCCCUUCGAAGUGACCGACCACCCUUUCAGGCUGUGAGCGCCUCAAGCGCGGGGUCUGUGUGUGAUUCGUCUCUGAGGCCCCCAUGCCCACCGAGGGCCUGGCACAGAGUCGACGCUCAAUAAAUAUGUGUUGACUGCA
Myotis lucifugus (little brown bat) is the source of this 1896-nucleotide messenger RNA. Its product is annotated as cholesterol 24-hydroxylase. Gene Ontology annotation, molecular function: iron ion binding; cholesterol 24-hydroxylase activity; heme binding. The record is from RefSeq and is a predicted model, not a curated record. NCBI's taxonomy places the organism in Eukaryota, Metazoa, Chordata, Mammalia, Chiroptera, Vespertilionidae. Gene Ontology annotation, biological process: cholesterol catabolic process. Bases 101 to 1312 code for a protein of 403 amino acids. The transcript is spliced from 14 exons.